CUAAUAUCGAUUUUCUAGUGUAAGAAUUGUUCAUUUUUCUCAACACAGUUAGAUGAGGCCUAAAAUCCAACUUAGGGUUGUGAGAGAUCAAAUAGAAUAUUUAGAGGACUAUCUACACAAAACUGAGCCAGCUGUUGGAAUUUUAAAGGAUGCGAUAUCACAAAGCAAAGCGUGGCUAGAAGAUGAGAACUUUCCAACAAGUUACACAGAAAUAUCUCAUCAACUUGAAAUGGCUACGUCAGUUGUUUUGGAGCAUAAGUCAAAUAUUUUAAGCCAUGAAAGGGAAGAGACAUAUGACGAACAAAGCAAAUCAACAACCAAGGCAGAAACACAGGGCACUGAGAAACACUUUCCUUCAAUGAACGAGUUCGAAAAACAAGUUCAACAAAGCACAGCUGAUUUAAGUGACAAACUAGAGCAGAGAGUAGAACGUCUUGAAACAACGCUAACUUUUCUAAAAGUUGGAAUAAAAAAAACUGAAGAUGAUGUGACCGAAAUAAAACAAUGGAGCGAAACGUAUACAACAGAACAAAUUGAAAUAAGGAAACAAAUAGAACACUUGGCUAUAAAACAAAAACAUGCAAUGCAUAAAGCAAAUUAA
Molecule: messenger RNA, 601 nt
Organism: Physella acuta
Lineage: Eukaryota; Metazoa; Mollusca; Gastropoda; Physidae
Source: RefSeq, a predicted model, not a curated record